UUAUUAUGAGCAUACACACACACACACACACACUGUGUGGUCUAUAAUGUUGAUUUGUGCUCGGGUUUUAGAUUCCCAAAUUAAGUGUGGAUGGCCUGUUUCGCUUGAUUUAUUUGUAAUGAGUUCAGUGUGUCAUUAAUGAUCAGAAAUGCGCAAACCGACAACACAUGAUCAUCGGAACCGCGGCGGACAUGCUCAGUGUUCAUCCUGGACUACACUUCCCAGCAUCCUCUAAACCGGAAAUAAAGGCAGCCGUGCACGUGUACUGUGCUGUCGGUUCUCGAGAGCGAGCAGCGGCGUGUAAACGGAAAACUGACACAAACCGAUGAAACCGAGUGAAACUGCGCGGGAAACGGAGACCGAAGAUGCCGGGAGCAAAGGAGCGAAUGAGAGAGAAGAAGAUGAAGAAUCAGCCGAGGAGUGUUCAGUACAGCAGCAGAGGUCAGGGGUCACAGGCGUCCGGCUGGGUCAGAGGUCAUCAGGCGGAGGGUCACAGAUACAGUCAGGACCUGCCCAAACACAUCACAGCGUCGUUCUUCGCUGGAGCGCGCGCAGCUGAGGUCAGUGUGAUGCUGAAGGCGGUCAGUAAACCCACGGGCAGCUGUCAGGUGUUCACUGCGCUGCCCAAACACAUGCGGAGACGCGCCAUGAGCCACAACACACACCGACUGCCCCUGCGGCUGCGAGACGCCGCGCUCAGACUGGCGGAGCGCAGUCAGCGUGGCCCCGAGAAGCCUCCACAGGCGAAGAGCCGCAGCCGCCGCGCACGCCGCCGACACACACACCUGCUGCUGGAGUUCAACCGCAGACAGAGGAGGAGCCGCUGGCUGGAGACGCACAUCUGGCACGCCAAACGCUUCCACAUGCAGAACAGCUGGAGCUACAGACUGCCACACACACCCACUGCCAAGAGCUACAGAGCCAGCUACAGGGCCAUGGACACACACACACUGCUGCAGGAUUUGUCAUAUUUCUGCUGUUUGGAGCUUCAAGGACCUGAAGAGCAGAUACUGAGAGCGCUUUCCCAACUCACCAGCAAGCAGACAGGCCCCACGUUUGCAGCGAGUGUGUGUCUGUCCGGUGCGCGUGUGGGCCGGCUCCUCCUCUACAGAGCGGGUCAGUAUCCUCACGGUGCUCUGGGUCCGGUUGAGUUCCUGUGGAGGCCCCGGGCCCCUGAGUGCACACACAGACAGCUGUGGAUCUGGAUACACCCGGCCCUCAAACAGGACGUGCUGCCGGAGCUGCAGGCGGUGUGUCAGUGCUGUGAGAGUGUGUGUGAGGUCUCUGCUUCCUCUUCUGCUGCUGCUGUGGAUGAGCUGAGGAACAGGAAGAGGAAGUGCACUGCAGACGCUGCUGAACUUCCUGCUAAGCGGCUGCUGGGGGACGGGACGCGUGCAGUCGGGGAUCCUGUGCGCUGGGAGUCUGCCGACACACACAUCACCAUCAGUGACCUCACCAUGGAGAUCGUGCGCUUUCGUCUGAUUGGUCCUCUGGCCCACCUGGUGCUUACAGACACGCUUCAUGCAGCCAAUGAGGAGGCGCUGAGAGGAGUGUGUGUGGACGCAGAUCUCCAUCAGCAGCAGAGGGACGUGUUCACACAGCUCAGAGGUGUGUGUUCAACAGCAGAGCUCCCAGCAGGCUGUGUGUUGGGGCUGACUGUCAGUGACCCCAGACUCACCUUACCUCAGAGACGCGGUAAAACUGUGCCGGACCUGCAGCACAUCAGCACAGAGUCUUCUCAUGCCAGAGAUCUGACACUCAGAGGAGUUCCCGCUCACUGCAGUCAGAGUGCAUUGUGGGAUACAUCUGUUCGUGAUCAUGUGACAGACAGCCGAUUGUCUGAGCAGGAGUUGAACCGCGUGCGCAGUGAUGUGCUGGUGCCGGGCUCUGCAGUGUGUGUGUCGGGUGUGUGUGCGGUGCCGCUGCUGCUCCUCCAUCAGCCGGGUCGUGUGUGUGGACAGGAGCGUCUGCGCUGGGGCUCCGGCUGGGACCUGCUGCUGCCCAAGGGCUGGCAUGCUUGUGUGUGUCAGGAGUUGAACCGCGUGCGCAGUGAUGUGCUGGUGCCGGGCUCUGCAGUGUGUGUGUCGGGUGUGUGUGCGGUGCCGCUGCUGCUCCUCCAUCAGCCGGGUCGUGUGUGUGGACAGGAGCGUCUGCGCUGGGGCUCCGGCUGGGACCUGCUGCUGCCCAAGGGCUGGGCCAUGGCCUUCUGGGUGCCUCUGGUGUAUCGUGGUGUGCGUGUCGGUGGUCUCCACAUGAGUGUUAAACACGCUCAGUUCAUGGCUCAGCCGCACUUCCCUCACGAUUACCCAGACUGCCCUGCAGGAGAGCGCUGUCAAUCAGAGCAGGAGGCGGAGCUUCUGGAGAAGUUUAAAAGGCGUCCUCCCUCCAAACGCACAAACUACGUCAAACACGGCUGUGUGGCGCCGUUCCGUUGCCCAUGGCAACAGCUGGUGGAUGAGUGGGCGGAGCUUGUGGAGCUGGGCGGAGAAACACAGAGCAGAGCCGGCCCAGUGCAGUUCACUGUUCUCAGGAGUGUGUCGGUGCUGCGGCAGCUGUCUGCGUGGUGUUCGUCUGCAUCUGCGGUGACCCCUGCGGCGGCUGCAGCGCUGCAUCAGGAGCAGCAGGGGGCGCUGCUGUGGGUGAGGCUGCGGCUGCUGGGUAAGGGCCGCCCGGAGCUGCACGCAUGGGCCGGUGUAUGA
Danio rerio (zebrafish) is the source of this 2699-nucleotide messenger RNA. The record is from RefSeq and is a predicted model, not a curated record. NCBI's taxonomy places the organism in Eukaryota, Metazoa, Chordata, Actinopteri, Cypriniformes, Danionidae.